Fomitopsis serialis is the source of this 2262-nucleotide messenger RNA. RefSeq lists its product as uncharacterized. The record is from RefSeq and is a predicted model, not a curated record. NCBI's taxonomy places the organism in Eukaryota, Fungi, Basidiomycota, Agaricomycetes, Polyporales, Fomitopsidaceae. Gene Ontology annotation, molecular function: metal ion binding; phosphatidylinositol binding; ubiquitin binding. The coding region runs from base 56 to 2122 and encodes 688 amino acids. The transcript has 8 exons.
GUGAGGUCAGCGCUCACAACUGGCGCAGCGCAACGAACACUCCUCAUCGCCCACCAUGACCUCCUACCUGAGCUCGCUCAUCUGGGGCACCUCCCAGGUCGAUGAUGCAGUCGACAAGGCGACCUCGGAGCUGCUGCCGUCUGGCACCGAGGACAUCGCCCUCAGCCUCGAGAUCAGCGACCAGAUACGAUCCAAGUCUGUCUCGCCGAAAGAUGCUAUGCGUGCUCUCAAGCGUCGUCUGAACCACAAGAAUCCUAAUGUGCAACUCCUUGCACUGGGCGUACUUGACGAUACGUGUGUCAAGAACGGCGGCGACCAGUUUCUCCAGGAAGUUGUGACACGCGAGUUCAUGGACAAUUUCGUCAGCAUCCUGAAGAUGCCUGCUCUCAACCACGAUGUCAAGGACAAGAUAUUGAGGCUCGUCCAGAACUGGGCUCUGGCGUUUGAGGGCAAACCUAGCCUCGGCUAUGUCGGUGAGGUCUACAGGACGUUGCAACAUGAAGGGUUUACGUUCCCUCCACGCGACCCCGCCGCGACUAGUUCUGCCAUGGUUGACACGCAGACAGCUCCUGAAUGGAUCGAUUCAGAUGUUUGUCUGCGCUGUAGAACGCCGUUUACGUUCACGAAUCGCAAGCAUCACUGCAGGAACUGCGGUCAGGUCUUUGAUCAACAAUGCUCGUCGAAGACCCUUCCUCUGCCGCACUUCGGGAUAACACAAGAAGUCCGAGUCUGCGACACUUGCUACAACAAGCUGCAUAAGAAGGCUACCAAGAACCACCGUCCUUCUCAGAGUGUGUCUGGCUCUCGCCAUCGUGCGGCCCGGGAUCUCUAUGAUGCAGAACUACACCGAGCCAUUCAGCUCUCCCUUGAAGAAGUUGGCGCCGCUGGUGGUCGUCGGCCAGGGUAUGUUCCGUCCCCUUCAUCGUGGCAGUCCUCAGAGCCACCGUUGGUGGACCGCCGUACGCAUCCUUCCACUGCGGCAUCACGCUCUCAAGAGGAGGAGGAGGACCCAGAUCUCAAAGCUGCAAUUGAGGCCAGUCUACGCGAAGCGAACGCUCCAAGGCCCAGCGCACCGGUCGUCAUCGAUACGCCUUCACAGGAGCAGCCUGGUGUUUACAAUAACGGGUAUGGUUUCCCAUCCUCGUAUCCUCCCUCGGCAGCGACGCCGAAGCCGAGGGCACCGAGUCUUCCGAACUAUGACCUCGAACCGUUGGAGGCAGACGCUAUCAUGACCUUCAACCAAACAGUGGAGCAAGUUCAGACGCAAGGGAUUACCGAUGUCUCGAGAUAUCCCGCGGUGACGGAGUUGUAUGACAAGGCGAAUGGAUUGAGGCCGAAGCUAGCGAUGAGCCUGAGUGAUACAGGGCGCAAAGAGCAGUUGCUCCAAGAGAUGCACGAGAAACUGUCCCAAGCAGUCAAGCUCUACGACAACCUGCUGACUCAACAAGUCUCUCGACCAACUUGGCAACAGGCUUCGACGAGCUAUCAGCAAGCUAAUGGAUAUACUCCUCAGUAUCGAACAGCGGAGCCCGUUUACAGUCAGUGGAAUCCACCUCAGCCGCAACAGCAGAUCACUCCAUUACCUUACCUUAGUCGCGACCAACCGGUCACUAACGGGGCGUAUGUAACGUCGCCUACGGCAGAAACACCGCCUCAACCGAUGUAUCAACCAUCGUACCAAUCGCCACAGAUGAUCACAUCUCAGCAACCGUACUCUCACUCGUCGUAUGCGCAGGCUGCACCUGCGAGUCCUGUGCCGGUCACCAUCCCCCAGUACGGUGCUCCUCCGCCGGCGCCUCCUACCGCUACUGCGUCCGUCCCGGUUCCUCAAGUCGCAUCCCCAUCUUCCUCCUCCCCUGCUCUCCAAUCGUCGUUGACGCGGUCCCACACUGUCGCUUCGCACUACCGUCCUUCGGACCAACAGGCGCAAGCGUACAUCCACCGACACAGCACGAUGUCGCACCCCCAGGAGCAGUUGCAACAACUGCAGCAGCUCGCGGCGCCGCCUCAGCUGCCUAACUUCCCUGCAGUGCCGACGGGUUCUCCCCAGACGUAUGCGGCGUAUGGUCAGCCAAUACAUGCGGAGCCGGAAAGAAAGGAAGCGUUGUUGAUCGACUUGUAACGGACCAUUCUGUACCGCUGUGGAUGUAUGGUUAUAUGUAUAUGGCUGCUAGACGAUGGAGUUCCAACAUGUGUUAUCUUAGGAAUUCGUAUGAAUUUGAAGCAUGGGCGAGUUUGGGCCCUGAGCAACGUAGCAUCCCA